GAAGAAGGAGCAAGCCUCGCCUACUUAAGCACAACAGCAGCCUUGCUCCAGCUGCGAGCUAGAGCCAUGGCGACCGGAGAGCUCGCUCUCGUGUCCUCGCUGUUCAUCGUCGUCGUGUUCCUCUUGCUUGGUGCGGUGGCGAGAGAGGCUUCUGCGCUCACCCGGCAUGACUUCCCCGAGGGCUUCGUCUUCGGCGCAGGCUCCUCCGCUUUCCAGUAGGUGGAAGGGGCAGCUGCAGAGGAUGGGAGGAAGCCCAGCAUUUGGGACACCUUCAUCAAUCAAGGGUACAUGCCUGACGGCUCCAAUGCAGAUGUCUCAGCAGAUCAGUAUCACCAUUACAAGGAGGAUGUAAAGCUUAUGUAUGACAUGGGGCUGGAUGCGUACAGAUUUUCCAUUGCUUGGCCUCGUCUUAUUCCGGAUGGAAGAGGAGAGAUCAACCCCAAGGGCUUGGAGUACUACAACAAUCUGAUAGACGAAUUGAUAAUGCAUGGAAUACAACCUCAUGUCACCAUCUACCAUUUUGAUCUCCCUCAGGCCCUUCAGGAUGAGUAUGGUGGAAUACUCAGCCCCAGAUUCAUAGAAGAUUACUCGGCUUAUGCCGAGGUGUGCUUCAAGAACUUCGGUGACAGGGUGAAGCACUGGGCCACCUUUAACCAGCCGAACAUCGAGCCCAUCGGCGGCUUCGACGCCGGCGACCGGCCGCCGCGGCGGUGCUCCUACCCCUUCGGCACCAACUGCACCGGCGGCGACUCCUCGACGGAGCCGUACAUCGUGGCUCACCACCUGCUGCUCGCUCAUGCCUCGGCAGUGUCCAUCUACAGACAGAAAUACCAGGCAAUUCAAGGAGGCCAGAUAGGGAUCACUCUCAUGGUUCGGUGGCAUGAGCCAUACACCGACAAAACAGCCGAUGCAGCUGCUGCCAUUAGGAUGAAUGAAUUCCAUAUUGGAUGGUUUUUGCAUCCUUUGGUGCACGGAGACUACCCUCCGGUGAUGAGGAGUCGCGUGGGCGUUCGGUUGCCAUCCAUAACGGCGUCAGAUUCAGAGAAAAUACGCGGAUCGUUCGACUUCAUCGGCAUCAACCAUUACUACGUUAUCUUUGUGCAAUCCAUCGACGCGAAUGAGCAGAAACUACGGGACUACUACAUCGACGCAGGUGUUCAAGGAGAAGACGACACGGAGAACAUUCAGUGUCAUUCUUGGUCUCUUGGCAAGGUGCUGAAUCACCUGAAACUCGAGUAUGGCAACCCCCCGGUCAUGAUCCACGAAAAUGGUUAUUCAGAUUCACCGGAUAUCUUCGGAAAGAUCAACUACAACGAUGACUUCAGAUCGGCGUUCUUGCAGGGCUACCUGGAAGCUCUGUACUUGUCCGUACGGAACGGAUCGAACACGCGGGGAUACUUCGUGUGGUCGAUGUUCGACAUGUUCGAGUUCCUCUACGGCUACCGCUUGCGGUUUGGCCUGUGCGGCGUCGACUUCACCGCCGCGGCGAGGACGAGGUACCUCAAGAACUCGGCGCGAUGGUACUCCGGCUUCCUCCGCGGCGGCGAGCUCCGGCCGGAGAAAUCCUACGCCACACUGUGAUCACUCCAGAGAAAUUCGGAGGCGUACAGUACAGGAAGAUGGCCAACGCUGGCUAAGUUAUUACUACCUCCGUAUUUUAAUGUAUAAAGCCGUUGACUUUUUAUCUAACGUUUGACCAUUCGUCUUAUUCAAAAAAUUUAUGUAAUUAUUAUUUAUUUUAUUAUGACUAGAUUCAUCAUCAAAUGUUCUUAAAGCAUAACAUAAAUAUUUUCAUAUUUACACAAAAAAAAUUUUGAAUAAAAUGAAUGGUCAAUCGUUGUUUAAAAAGUCAACGGCGUCAUACAUUAAAGGCAAAUUUUACUACAGGACACUCGUUAUGUGUGGUUUUAGGCCUAAGACACUGCCCAAACUCACUUUUGAGGGAAAACACUCCAUAAACAUGGUAAUUUGCCAGUGGACACCGUGCCGAUUAAAAUAAUACUUUCCGGUUGGAGAGGAGAGAGAAAUCGCG
Oryza sativa Japonica Group (Japanese rice) is the source of this 2032-nucleotide messenger RNA. Lineage: Eukaryota; Viridiplantae; Streptophyta; Magnoliopsida; Poales; Poaceae. The record is from RefSeq and is a predicted model, not a curated record.